Messenger RNA from Hibiscus syriacus, 4259 nucleotides. RefSeq names its product squamosa promoter-binding-like protein 14. The transcript is spliced from 12 exons. Gene Ontology annotation, molecular function: DNA binding. The record is from RefSeq and is a predicted model, not a curated record. Lineage: Eukaryota; Viridiplantae; Streptophyta; Magnoliopsida; Malvales; Malvaceae. Bases 471 to 3710 code for a protein of 1079 amino acids. Gene Ontology annotation, cellular component: nucleus.
UUUUCCUCUCAUUUUCUUCGUCAUUCUUAUAGAGAGACAACAAAAAGGUAAACCGAAGUUGUGGAGCCAAGCCCAAGUUCCCAGUUGUUUCAGCUUUCAUCAUCUUCGUCUUUUUGGAUCCGACUGCGUUUCCUUGCUGUUUACCCCGUCGAUUCCUUGAGAAUGAUUUUCUUCUUCUUUUUUCAGAAAUAGAGACGCAAGCCCUUGUCCGAUGGUUGUACCUGGGGAAAAGGAGAAUUUUCGUAUAUUUUAUUAACAUGAAGUGAAAGGUUGAAGGCGGUGGUUGCUUUUACGUUUUUCUUUGUUGCUUCUUAUUUUUUUUCUCUGAGAUGAUGAAGCGCUAAGCUGAGAUUUCGUCAAAGUUCUUCUCAAUCUUUGUCUGAUCUGAUAAUCAGCCGUGAAAUUUUCAAACUGUAAUUUUUGUGUGAAAGAGAUCAUCUGGUGUCUGGAAAUUUUUUUUUUUCAGACCCAUGGAGGAGGUAGGCGCUCAAGUAGCUCCUCCCAUAUUUAUGCACCAGCCCCUUGGCAGCUACUUCCGUGAACCACCUUCUUUAUCCAGGAAACGUGACCUUCCUUAUCGGCCUCUCGAUUUUCAAUACCAAGACGCUUUGCAACAGCGUGUUGCAAACUCCGGGGACAACUGGAACCCGAAGCUAUGGGAGUGGGAUGCCAUCAGAUUUGUCGCCAAACCCUUGAACACCGAGAUUCUGCAGGCAGGGACUGCCACAGCAGAACAGAAAAAGAAAGGUCAUGCUAUUGGCAAUGAAAACACUAUAACAUCCAAGAAGGCCACUGCAGUAAAUCAUGAUGAUGAGAGGCUGCAACUGAAUCUAGGCUGGGGUUUGAAUUCUAUGGAAGAGUCAGUGUCCAGGCCUAACAAAAAGGGGCGUGUUGGAUCCCCUGGGAGUACCCACUACCCCAUGUGUCAGGUUGAUAAUUGUAAGGAAGAUCUUUCUAAUGCGAAGGACUAUCACCGUCGCCACAAAGUGUGCGAGAUUCAUAGUAAAGCGACUAAAGCUCUUGUUGAGAAGCAGAUGCAGAGGUUCUGCCAGCAGUGUAGCAGGUUUCACCCUCUUUCAGAGUUUGAUGAGGGGAAAAGAAGUUGUAGGCGUAGACUUGCCGGGCAUAAUCGCCGUAGAAGGAAGACACAAUCAGAAGAUGUUACCUCACGGCUUUUACUCCCUGUAAACAGGGAUAUUGCUGGGAAUGGAAAUUUAGAUAUCGUCAAUCUGCUCACACUUUUGGCUCGGACACAAGGCAAAAACGACGACAAAAGCAUUAAUUCCUCACCCGUACCAAAUAGAGAUCAACUUGUUCAGAUUCUUAGUAAGAUAAAUUCAUUACCUUUGCCCACGGACCUGGCUGCAAAGUUGGCCAAUUUGGGAACUUUGAACAGGAAAAGCCAGGAUCAGCCUUUGAUAGGUGAUCAACACCAAUUGAAUGGGGAAAACACAUCUUCUCCAUCUACUGUAGAUUUGCUUGCUGCCCUUUCAGCUACAUUGUCAUCCUCUUCUUCUGAUGCCCUUGCAAAUCUAUCUCAAAGAAGCAGUCCAAGCAGUGAUAGCCAAAAGACCAAGUCGAUCUGUCCUGAUAAUGUAGCUGCUCCCAGUUCACGAAUCAGAACUCCUACGGAGUUUACAUCAGUUGGAGGAGAAAGAAUUAGCAGCAAUUAUCAAUCUCCUGUUGAAGACUCUGAAUGCCAGAUUCAAGAAACAAGAGCUAAUUUACCACUGCAGCUAUUUAGCUCCUCUCCUGAGGAUGAAGGCCCACCAAAACUAUCAUCUUCUAGGAAGUAUUUCUCUUCCGGUAGUAGCAAUCCAAUGGAGGAAGGAUCUCCUUCUUCAUCUCCAGUUGUGCAAAAAUUGUUCCCAAUGAAUAGCACAACCGAAGCUGUCAAGUAUGAGAAACCGCUCAUUGGAAGAGAAACUAAUACAACUGCUGAAGCAAGCAGGGCUCAUGGUUCUAUCCUACCUCUUGAGCUCUUUAGUGGGUCAGAAAGAGGAACUAGACAUGGUUCACUUCAACAUUUCCCUUCACAAACUGGGUACACAUCUUCUUCUGGGUCAGAUCAUUCCCCCCCUAGCUUGAACUCUGAUUCUCAGGAUCGUACUGGGCGAAUAAUUUUUAAGCUGUUUGACAAGGACCCCAGCCACUUCCCUGGUACACUGCGGACCCAGAUCUAUAAUUGGCUUUCAAAUAGUCCGUCUGAAAUGGAGAGCUAUAUAAGGCCUGGAUGUGUAGUUCUGUCAAUCUAUGUUUCAAUGUCAUCUGCUGCCUGGAAGCAUCUUGAAGGAAACCUGCUUCAGUAUGUCUAUUGUUUGUUGCAAGACUCAGAUUCAGAUUUUUGGAGGAAAGCAAGGUUUUUAAUUCAUGCUAGGAACCGACAGUUAGCUUCUCAUAAGGAUGGAAAGAUUCGUCUAUGCAAAUCAUGGAGAUCAUGUAGUUCGCCUGAGUUGAUCUCAGUGUCUCCUCUGGCCAUUGUGGGUGGACAGGAAACCUCUCUUUUGGUGAGGGGUAGAAAUCUAAGUAAUCCUGGCACCAAGAUUCAUUGUGCGUACAUGGGAGGAUACUCAUCAAUGGAGAUUAGUGGCUUAGCAUAUAAGGGAGCCACAUGUGACGAGGUAAACAUGGGCGGUUUUAAGAUUCAGGUUCCAUCACCAAAAGCACUAGGUCGUUGUUUCAUUGAGGUGGAAAGUGGAUUCAAGGGCAACAGUUUUCCUAUUAUAAUAGCAGAUGCUGCCAUUUGUAAAGAGUUGAGACUUCUGGAAUCUGAACUUGAUGUAGAAGCUGAAGCUUCUGGUAUUAUUUCUGAAGAACAUGCUUACGAUUGUCACCGUCCAAGGUCAAGGGAGGAAGCCCUUCACUUUCUGAAUGAAAUCGGAUGGGUAUUCCAGAGAAGUACUGAUCCAUUGCCCAAGAGUUCUGACCAUUCCCUUUACCGGUUCAAAUUUUUGCUCAUAUUCUCUGUUGAGAGAGAUUAUUGUGCUUUGGUAAAAGUACUUCUUGACAUACUGGUGGAAAGCAACUUGGAUAUGGAUGGGCUAUCCAAGGAGUCGCUGGCCAUGCUCUCUGAGAUUCAGCUCUUAAGCCUAGCAGUGAAAAGAAGGUGUAGGAAUAUGGCUGACUUGCUUGUACAUUAUUCUAUUAAUAGCGGAGAUGAAAGCUCAAAAAUAUAUAUCUUCCCACCAAAUCUUGAAGGUGCUGGUGGAAUCACACCUUUACAUUUGGCUGCAUGUACAUCUGGAUCAGAUGAUUUGGUAGAUGUGCUGACGAAUGAUCCACAGGAGAUUGGUUUGAACUGCUGGAAUUCCCUUCUGGAUGCAAAUGGGCAGUCUCCAUAUGCCUAUGCUAUGAUGAGAAACAACCAUUCAUACAACAAGUUAGUGGCUGGCAAAUAUGCUGAUAGAAAGAAUGGUCAAGUUUCUUUGACCAUCAGUGACAAGUGCUCGGGCAUCUCUGCGGUGCAGUUAAGCAAGAUAAGUUCUCAGCCCAAGCAAAAUCGUGGUUCUUGUGCCAAGUGUGCUGUUGUGGCAACGAAGUAUAGACAUAGGUUUCCAGGUUCACAAGGUUUGCUGCAACGUCCUUAUGUUCACUCGAUGCUUGCCAUUGCUGCUGUCUGUGUUUGUGUCUGCUUAUUCAUGCGGGGCUCGCCCGACAUUGGUCAAGUUUCUCCCUUUAAGUGGGAAAAUUUGGAUUUUGGCACGAUUUAAUUGGUAGGGAGGGCAAAUCAUUUUGAAUUAAGUAACAAUAGGGGCAGAUUAUGCAUGGUUCUUUGGACUUUUGAGCCCAAGUGAAACUCAAGGAUAAAACUGGCUGGCACAGGUGGACACCAUAUACUGCUGGUUGCCUGUGAGCAAACCUGAAAUAUGGGGUAUCCCCUUUAGGCUUUCUGUCCUUUGGGCAUACUGGAUUGUGGUAAUCUCACAUACCCUAUGACCAUACAUAGGCAUAUUUGUUGGAAUGAAGAUGUACGUAUGAGCACUGGGGUUGAAUGAAUAUUACCACUGCUAAAAUUUUGGAAUGGAAGUGACCGAGUAUAAAGACAGAUGUCAGGGAAGAUGUAAGCAAUCCAAUGAGAGAUAAGUAGAAAUUAAUUAUAUUAACGUGCUUGUAUUGUAUUCUAUUGUAUGUGCAUGUUUCACUUUGAUUCUUAUUUUAGAGAAAGUUAUGGUCUGUAUUUGUUUCAUUAUCAUCUCAUUGUAAAGUUGCUGAACAACGAGUAGGAUUGAUUAUAGUUAUACAAUGUUGUACUUUGAAUA